This is a messenger RNA of Helianthus annuus (common sunflower), 2680 nucleotides long. RefSeq lists its product as uncharacterized. The record is from RefSeq and is a predicted model, not a curated record. NCBI's taxonomy places the organism in Eukaryota, Viridiplantae, Streptophyta, Magnoliopsida, Asterales, Asteraceae. The transcript is spliced from 8 exons. Bases 1323 to 2567 code for a protein of 414 amino acids.
AAGAAUGGAAGAAUAUAUAAUAUCUGCCCUUUCACGUACCCAACAAUAACAUUGCUCAUCUUACUUCAAACCACCAACUCCUUCGCCGUAUAAUCUUCUUUUGAAACCACCACCGCCGUCACCAACCACUGAACCCAAACCCUACCCUUUUCAUGUCUUUACACAGUUAGCAGUUCAUUUUCAAUCACUCACGUGACUGCAUCUGAUUGACUCAAAUAUGGUCAAGACAGAGGAACAUACCCCGGCAGGCCCGGUUAUUGGGCUGGGCAGCCCGGGCGAAAGCCGAGGCCCAAAACUAAAAUGGGCCCGAAAUUUUAAAUUUUUGUUUACUAUUAAUAUGUAAAAUUGGGGCCUGGUUUUGUUAAUAUAUAAGUGAGUAUUCAAGUUGGCUAGGAUUUCAGUUUUGUUCUCGAGGGUUGUGUGUUCGAUUCUUAGCAUUGCCAUUAUUUUUUUACCUUUGUUUUUUAUUUUUUUGUAGCCGGCCUGUUAAGCUUUGACUUUUGGUAUUUAUUUCCAUGUUUCAUAAAUUUUGGCUUGUGAUGCAUCUUUUUAGAUUCUAUUUUUUACACAUUAAAUUUAAGUUAGGAGAGUCGCACGAUUCGUUUAAGUAAGUUCAAUCAUUUUGCUGAACUAUUUUUGUUUGUUUAUUUUAUAAAAAUAGUAACCGUAUUGUAGUUUUUUUUAUACAUAACUGAUGAGUUUAAAAUAUAAGGAGUGGGCCCAUUUUUGUCUCGCCCGAGGCCCAAAAUAUUUUUAUUACUUUCGGAGACGGCCCUGUACCCCGGAUACACCAACUAAGAAGGAGUCAUAUUUUGGGGCCGAAGUGAAGAUCAGAUGCCACAUAGCAGUAGCAAAAGAAAUCCGGGUUAGAUUGAGACCAGGCUCCGCGAGGUCAGAGUUAUUUCGGGGCACAUGUUCUGGACCAUGGUUAGAUGUGCGAUCCACAUCUAAUGAAUCAAAUUUAGUCCACCUGAUACUACAGACUCAAUAUAUCCUGGCCGGGCUUCACAAUGCAUUAUUUUUUCGUGUUGGAGGUAGGGAGUUGCGGUUUGGACCCGAGGAGUUUUGUCUCAUCACAGGACUACGAUUCAUGCCUCAUUGUUGGAGACAAAAGAGACCAGAUAUCGCAUUUAGGGGGAGGGUGUUUGGUCAUGUACAAGCUAGUAUAAAGGUUUCGGAUCUCAAAAACGUCUUUGAUAACUCUCUUGACCGGUUAUCGGACGCUGAUGCAGUACGACUUUGUCUGCUGAUGUUGCUUGAGCUCGGGUUCAUGGGCCGCGAGUCAAAGUCAGUGGUGGACCCGGCUCUUCUAGAUCUCGUGGAUGACUUGGAGUCAUGGAACUCGUAUCCAUGGGGUUCGUACGUAUGGAAGGUUGUGUACGGGCAGCUACAUAAUGCGCUCGCAGAACGUUCUGCUCGAGUCACUUCUGUACUCGCUACAUGGAUUUAUUUGGGCCUUUAAGAUAUGGAUCUUUGAAGUUUUCCCUUACGCUAGGAAGUUUGCUGUCAAGCGUGGCGGGAUUCCGAGGGCCAUUAGCUGGGACGAGAACCAACGUAUAACGUGGGAGCUUGCACUACCAUUUGUCCUUGAUGCCACUGUGCCGGGAUUUGAGCCACUUCAAGUCUUGACGCCAACUCCUGCAGAGUCUGCCACGGAUUGGUGGAGAGCUAGCCGUCAAUUUUUAGAAAGUUCUGCUAAUGAUUAUUCACCGCCGUCGAAGAAGAAGGCACGGUUAACAUUUCAACCUCGCUCAUCAGAUAAGGCGCGUGACCAGCUGGCAGACGACAUCGCCACCACCGCCACCACCACCACCACCCUGCCGAGCUCUGACGACACCGCUACUUACCGAACUAUGGAUAUGGAGAAGGAGAAGGAGAUGAUGGAGAUUAAGUUACAAAAGUUGUUGGUUAUGACACGUCUCACAAGUCUAGAGGAGCGUUAUGAUGAACUAUGUAAGGCUAGACAGAGAUGUGUCGAGACAGAGAUGCCGACGCUAUCUAACCAUGUAGAGGAUCGUGUUGUGACGGGAAAGGUUUCAUCUCAAUCCGACAUAAUUUGCGUCCAAGGCUACAACGUGAAGCAAAGUGUUGCACCGAUUCUUGAAUCCAUUUUCAAGAAACACGGUGACAUUGCAGCUGAGUGUGUGUUCAAACCCGCUUCCAUGAGAUCAUCUUUCCUUGAGAACGUUUGUGAAGUUGUCAGUCGAAUUCAAACCAACGAUGGCAUUGAUAGUAUUGAAGAAAUAGAGCAACAGGUGUUGGCUACUGAGGCAGCCAACAUUAAUGUGUCGUGGCUUCGAGCUCACUUGGACGUCAUCCGCAAAAGGAAGGAGGCCAGCACGAAGUGCAGUUUGCUUAUGGAAACGAAGGUGAACACCGUUUUGGUUAAAAAAGCCGCCCAAAUGGAUCUUCGAGAGAGAUGUGUGGAGCUCAUGUCUGCGCAAGAACGGUUCGAAGAGGCUGAAAGAUGUGUGAGAGUACUUCAUCUUGUCGAAAAUAAUCUAAAUGACAGUAUCUUGGAAUCUAAAGGUAAUAUAGACUCAUUGACAAGUCAACCAGUUUUAUAGGCUAACUAUAUCAUGCUAGGGUGUGUAAUUAUUACAAAUUUUCCUUAAACACCAUAUAUUUUGUCGAAUGGGGCGCGACCCUUUUUUUUACCAAAGAUGACAGUUAGGUUUUG